CUCACCACCAUCACCCACACCCUCAUCCUCGCUGUCCUCGCAGAUAAACACAGGUGAUAAAACGCAUCAGACCAUUAGUAAGAACUCCUUUAAGCUGGAGUACACAUCGUGGUUUUAUUCUAUCUCAAACAAAUCAUGAGUCACAUGACAGCCAUGGUUGCUGCUUUUGUUUUGUUUUUCUUUGCUACCAUGACAACACAUGCAGUCGUCGCGAUGAUCGCCGUUAAAACUUACCAGAAAGCUAACGAGCAGUCGUUGACUGAACAGGAAAUGACGCUAUCAACAAGGUCCGUGAUCCAUUGCGCCUUCAAGUGUAGGCAAUACUCACACUGCACAGUGUUUGCUUACGACCAUCAGCUUUCAUUGUGUUUACUCCGCUCAUCCAUGUCGGCGACGACAGGUUCUGCUAACAUCAGUACAGACAACCCACUGUCGGUGUACAAAGACGCUGAUCGUCGUUGUCCGGACGACUCACUUAACAUAAGUCACGGGUCAGUGACCAUACAACGGUCUCUGUGGUCAGUGGAAGGAAACGUCACCUGUGACGACGACUACUUGCUCCUUCAAACUGUGACGUCAGCGGUGACGUGUUUGGAUGAUGGAAGCUGGACGUCGAUCAACGCUCAGUGCCUGAAGAGGGUGUGGAGGUACCCCGAGACAGAUCGACUAAGUCCAGACUCUUUCAUUUUUCCCAUACCUGGGACAGUGAUCGAGGGGUGGUCUGUGUGUGUGAAUGGAGUUCCUACUAUCAACACCAGAACAGCAGCCGAGAUUUUUAGCGGUUCCAACAUUAGCCGUCCAGUCCACACAAGCUGGCGAUUUGCUGGUUACGUGGACGUCAAUGACAUGGUCAGGGCUUAUGGGGAACAGAGACGUUUGUGAUGAACCCGCCAUUCCCCUUGCUGGUCGGAAAACCGUUUUUCUUAAGGAUGGCAGUGAGAAACUCCACCAUUAUUGAUAUCUACAUGAACGAUGUCUUCUUCAACAGUCAUUAUCUCAAACUUCCUCUCUCGUCGUUCUCUCACAUCAACAUAUACGGAGAUGUCAACGUGACGAAAGUCGAAACGUGGUGCAAAGAGUGACUGAGGACAGCUCUGUGUACAGCUGUACACUAUGUUUAGUAGACGAAAUUCUUCUGCGAUUAGUUAAUAAUAUCUUAUUACAAAAAAUGAGUAUACUAUUAUAUCUUAGCAAACCCUCUUCUGCACAAUUACGAUCGCGAUACUUGUGCUAUCUUAGGGAACAUUCAAAUCGUCGGCCUCCAAGGUUUUCAGACUCAAUGACUGGUGUAUGUUCUUACAAAUCUUACUGUCAAAGAAAUAGCAUUCCCAACGUGCUUUAAGAAGAAGGAUUUGGGUUUUUUUUCAGCCUGUUUCUGUUAUUUCACAGCCUACGAUGAGUGGCAGUGUGUUUUUAUGACAAAUAUAAACUCACUUGCAUUAUUCCUGUGACGAUAUAUUUGAGCAGGAGGUUUACAAAAACAAAUGUUUUGGAAGACUAGAAUGCACUGGAACAGUUUUCACACCACUUUUCUAUGAUUCUACUCUAGCUGACCAUGAGCCAUUAUUUCCAUCUGUAAGCCAUACAGAGGGAGGGAAUACCAUUCCCACUGCCUUCCAGACGGACUUCAACAGAGCCAUUCAGACCAGCAGGCGGUUCUAUUGUUUAUUUUAUCAUGUUAAAAUUUGAUACCAGAAGCUUUGUGUGAAAUCUAAAACACCAUGUUGUGAACUGUCGAUGGGUAAUCAACAAACCUUUAUGCGUCCAGCAUGUAAACACCACUGAUACUUUUAAAGAUUCAUUUACAUCGUCCUUGUCCAAUGUCUGUUUCCAUACCAUUGUUGGAUUGCUUCUUGCUGGGCAUCUAUUCAGUCAGCAAGCUUCAGAGUUGGAUCGAGUAACAACAAGAACUAAAGAAUAGGUUUGUAGUAUUCCAAAUGUUGAGAAUUUAAAAUGUAUUCACAAAAAGUGUACUGUUUUGGUUAUACAAGUGACAGGUCAUUGGUCUCUGUCAUCUCCCAGCCUUUGUCAACUGGAACUACUGUGUAGCCGACAGACAUUGGGUUGUCACCUUCAACUUUCUCCAAGUCUACAGUUCCCAUUAUUGUUUACCAAAAUCUCUCGAUGAUCUCCUCUUAUGUCAAUGAUGGACUACAGGCAGUUGCUUUAUGUCAUGUACUUUAAAGUUUUAUAUCUAUUUUCUACUUACUUCACUUUUCACAUUUGAUCAACUAGCACGUUUACAAUGUAUCUGUCUUUGCGAAGGAAGUGAUAACCCAAGCUACACAGAUCAGCAAGGAGAUUUCUUGGCUUAUUUUUGCAUUUUACCUUUGAAUUAAAGAUUAAUUUAAUA
Messenger RNA from Pomacea canaliculata, 2353 nucleotides. RefSeq lists its product as uncharacterized. The transcript has 6 exons. Bases 136 to 882 code for a protein of 248 amino acids. The record is from RefSeq and is a predicted model, not a curated record. NCBI's taxonomy places the organism in Eukaryota, Metazoa, Mollusca, Gastropoda, Architaenioglossa, Ampullariidae.